Molecule: messenger RNA, 2352 nt
Organism: Chara braunii
Lineage: Eukaryota; Viridiplantae; Streptophyta; Charophyceae; Charales; Characeae
Source: the annotation of a GenBank genome assembly
CGUAGCUAUAUUAGUAAGAAAGCGCUGCAGAAGUUGAAGCUGGGACUUAAAGUCCAAAAAUUGACAGACCCCAUAGUAAGUAUCCUCGCGGACAAUCGUACUAUGGUCGUAGAGGAGUAUGCAGAGGGAGUCCAGGCAUAUUUCCGCCUAGAGAAGGAUGGGAAAGUGGAGAAGGUCCUCCACUCCCUGACUCUCCUCGUAGAAGACAGCCUCCCAUUUGAUAUUGUCUUGGGAAUGGAUUGGGGAGAGGCAGCCGGGGCAACGCUCCAUCUGAAGGAGCACGAGUGUAGGCUCCCUAGUUCCUCAGGCGAGGCUAAGAUUGUCCGCCUGUUCCAUGUGUCAGGGGUAGAGAAUUCCUUGGCGCAUUGCUGCCUGAGUGCCCCCGCGUUCGCCAGAUUAGUGAAGAAGGAGAAAUUGAAUGAGCAGGUCUUUGUUGCCUAUGUGAGGCCAGUGACUGACCCUACGGAAGAAAAACCGAUGGACCCUGCGAUUGCCAAGCUGCUGGAAGAGUUCAAGGACCUAACCGAGCCGCCGAUAGGAGUGGUACCGCGGCCCAUCCAGCACCGUAUUGAGAUAGAGCCUGGCAGUAGGACUCCUAAGGGCGCUGUAUAUAGAAUGUCCCCACGGGAGUUAGAGGAGCUUCGCAAGCAGUUAGACGAGUUCCUCGAGAAGGGUUGGAUUAGGUCCAGUUCGUCCCCUUUCGGAGCGCCUGUUCUCUUUGUUCCUAAGAAAGAGGGAGAGCUGAGAAUGUGCAUAGACUAUAGGGCUUAUUACUACAGGAAGUUCGUGAGGAACUUCUCCACCAUCGCUGCGCCCCUUCGCAGAUUGUUGAGGAAGGAGACCAUCUGGAAGUGGGAUAAGGACUGCACGUCUGCCAUGAAGAAGUUAAAGCAGRCAUUAAUAGAGUAUCCAGUCCUUAAAGUCGCCGAUCCGUCCUUGCCUUUUGUCGUUACUACGGAUGCUAGCCAGUACGKCAUAGGCGCAGUGUUACAGCAAGACGAUGGCAAUGGCUAUAGACCCGUAGAGUUCAUGUCCGCCAGGAUGCCUUCAGASAAGGUCGYGACAUCUACCUACGWGAGGGAACUCUACGCUCUCARGMAAGCGUUAGACCACUGGAAGCAMUACUUGCUUGGGAGRCACUUCAAAGUCUAUUCUGACCAUGAAACGUUACGAUGGUUAAAGACGCAGGCCAAGAUGACACCUAAGCUUACUAGGUGGGCYGCAGAGAUAGAUCAGUACGACUUUGAGCUCAAGCCUGUCAAAGGGAAGUACAACAUAGUUGCGGAUGCUCUGAGUAGAAGAGCUGAUUAUUUUGGGGCAAUAGUACAUUACCUCGAUAUAGGAAAGGAUCUGCAGCAGCAGGUUAGAGAAGCCUACGCGCAGGACCCUAUCUAUGGUGAGCUCCUUAAGAAAGUCAAGGAGGCCCCAGAGACCGAGCCGAACUACCGCACUACUGAAGGGUUACUCUUCGAGAAGACUAAUGUCUUUGACCGGCUUUGCAUCCCCAAUAGCGAAGAGAUCCGUAGUCUAAUUCUGGGGGAAUGUCACGACACAGAGGGUCAUUUCGGUUGGCAAAAGACUUUGGCCAAUCUGAUGCGCCCGUAUACCUGGCCAGGGAUGAAGAAUGACUGCGUAGAGUAUGUUCGCAGUUGUAAGGUCUGCCAGGGUAACAAGAGUUCUACGCGAUCCCCGCUAGGUCUUCUCCGACCCUUGCCCAUUCCGGAUCAGGCGGGAGACUCAGUGUCAAUAGAUUUCAUGGACACUCAAGUCAAGAGCAGGCAUGGCAAGAACCAAGUCAUGGUCAUAGUUGACCGCUUUAGCAAGUACGCAGUUUUUGUUUCUUUGCCUUCUAAGGCGCGUACUGAUUUAGUCAUAAAGAGGUUCUUUGACUGGUGGGUUAGUGAGAAUGGAAUCCCGCUGUGUAUAGUUAGCGAUAGAGAUAGUCGCUUUACUAGCCAGAACUGGCAAGAACUCAUGGGGGUAUACGGAUUUAAGUUGUUGAUGUCGUCCGGCCGCCAUCCAGAGACUAACGGUCAGACAGAGCAAAUGAACAAGAUCCUGCAGCAAGUUCUGCGCAUGUAUAUUAGGCCAGAUCAGAUUAACUAGGAUGAGAUGUUGCCUAAAGUAACUAGUGCAUACAAUAACAGCGUGCAUCUAGCCACCUGCCGCACUUCCAACGAACUGCACAAGUCCUGUAGACCGCGCAGACCGUUUGAGGGACUUAACCGGGAUCAGUUUCAGAGAUUGCCGCUCGGGACCGGGAGUUUGCUGUACAACACGAAAAAGAACUAGCUACUGUUGUAGAAAACCUCAGGAAAGCCCAGCAUAGGAUGAUAAAACAAGCGAAUAAAC